Molecule: messenger RNA, 3264 nt
Organism: Euleptes europaea (tarantolino)
Lineage: Eukaryota; Metazoa; Chordata; Lepidosauria; Squamata; Sphaerodactylidae
Gene: ADCY4
Product: adenylate cyclase 4
Exons: 25
Coding region: 13-3264 (1083 amino acids)
Biological process (GO): adenylate cyclase-activating G protein-coupled receptor signaling pathway; cAMP biosynthetic process; intracellular signal transduction
Cellular component (GO): plasma membrane
Molecular function (GO): adenylate cyclase activity
Source: RefSeq, a predicted model, not a curated record
UCGGGGAAAGCCAUGCCCUGCCGGCGUCGCUCCCAGGCAUCCAGUGAGACCCCACGAGAAGACCUCUUCUACCAAACCUACUACAGCUUGAGUCAACAGUACCCGUUGAUCCUCCUCUUGCUGGUUAUUGUCUUGGGCAUUUGCAUAGCUCUCAUCGCCACAUCUUUUGCCAGUGGCAGGGAAUUCUCCUCCAACUUGGGCUUCCUGAUUACGCUCUUUGCCGCUCUGGCUGUUUUUGGCCUCAUCCUGGUCCUUGUGUGCAUCGAGAGCAUCUUUCAGCAAUGCACUCGCAUCUUCUCGGCUGUCAUCUGGAUCUGCCUUAUUACCAUGGGCUACGUCUUUGUCUUCACUGGAGGGGUGGUUAGGGCCUGGGACCAGGUCUCCUUCUUCCUCUUCAUCAUCUUCACCGUCUACACCAUGUUGCCCAUCCGGAUGCAAGACGCGGUGGGUGCUGGCUUGGCCUCCUCCCUCUCCCAUGUCAUCAUCCUGGGGGUCUACCUCUCCAACGAGUGCAGCUCAUGGGCGGAGCUGACCUUGCAGCUCUUGGCCAACCUUGUCAUCUUUGUCUGCGGGAACUUGGUGGGGGCCUACCACAAGCACUUGAUGGAGGUGGCCCUGCAAGAGACCUUCCACGAGACCUUCAACCUUAUUCAGUCUCGGGUCAAGCUGGAGUCUGAGAAGCGGCACCAGGAACACCUCCUCCUAUCCAUCCUUCCGGCCUACAUAGCCUUGGAGAUGAAGGCGGAGAUCAUAGAGAGGCUGCGGGACGGUGGCCAGGCACAGCAGAGGCACGAGAGCACCAACAACUUCCACAAUCUCUACGUGAAACAGCACAAGAACGUCAGCAUCCUGUACGCGGACAUUGUUGGGUUCACGCUCUUGGCCAGCGAGUGCUCCCCGAAAGAACUUGUCUUGAUGCUCAACGAACUUUUUGGGAAAUUCGACCAGAUCGCCAAGGACAACGAGUGCAUGCGGAUCAAGAUCUUGGGUGACUGCUACUACUGCGUCUCUGGGCUGCCUGUUUCUCUUCCCAACCAUGCCCGGAACUGCGUCAAGAUGGGGCUCGAUAUGUGCCAAGCCAUCAGGAAGUUGCGUGAUGCCACUGGUGUGGAUAUCAACAUGAGGGUUGGGGUCCACUCGGGAAAUGUCCUGUGUGGGGUGAUCGGACUCCAGAAGUGGCAGUAUGAUGUCUGGUCAGACGACGUGACGUUAGCCAAUCACAUGGAAGCCGGAGGCGUGCCAGGGCGAGUGCAUAUCACAGAGGCCACCUUAUCACACCUGGAUGGGGUGUACGCGGUCGAGGAAAUUUGUUGCUGGCACCGUGAUCCGUACCUGAAGGAGAACAAGAUCAGAACCUUCUUGGUCAUAGAUCCAAGGGCAGAAGAAGAAAGCACCAACGACACACUCUCACCUGUCUCAGGUGAGGGCUACAAAAUGAGGGCGUCCGUCCGGAUGACUCGCUACCUGGAGUCUUGGGGAGCGGCCAAACCCUUUGCCAACCUCAAACAUCUGGACAACCCACCAGAGUCAGCAGGAUCAGUCAGGAACAACCACUCGGAACUCUCUCUGGGGUCUUUGAACCAGCAGAAGACCUUGGAAAGGGGUCGUGCCCCCAGAAGUCCAGAUGAAGACCUGGAAGGCGUAGACGAGAAGUUCUUCCAACUGAUUGAACAACUGAAUUCACAGAAGCAGUGGAAGAAAUCUGAAGAUUUGAACCGCAUCACCUUGUACUUCAAGGAGAGAUCCCUCGAGAAGGAGUACCGACUAUCAGCACUUCCAUCUUUCAACUACUACACGGCUUGCACCUUCCUGGUUUUUGUUUCCAACUUUCUCAUCCAGAUCCUCGUGGCUCACAAGACCGUUGCGUUGGGGGUCUCCUACGGAAUUUCCUUCUUCCUCUUCAUCCUCCUCCUCCUCACCUGCUUUGCUGGACACCUGGCAAAGUGCUUCCUGAAGGGUCCAAAGGCCCUGUACUGGGUCCCGUCCAUCUCUGCUACAGUCUGCACCCAGCCGUGGCUCCGCGUCUCCCUGGGGAUCAUCACUAUCCUUGUCGUCCUCACCAUGGCGGUGCUGAAUUUGUUCUUCAUGCCAGAUCCCUGGUGCUCUUUGCCACUUCAAAAUCCUGCCAUGGCGGGCACGAACGUCACGCGAGAGCUCGUUCCAAUGAACUCCCUCUUCAGUGUGCCAUAUUACAUAUACUGCUGCAUCCUGGGAUUCCUCUCGUGCUCUCUCUUCCUGCACAUGAACUUUGAGCUCAAGCUGACGAUGCUGACGCUCUGUCUGGUGGUCUACAACGUGCUGUUCCUUCACACCCAUUCGUGGCUCUCCGACUGCUUCGUCUCACGCCUCUACCCUAACCAGACGGCUCUCAGGCCUGGAGUGCUGAAAGAGCCCAAGAUGAUGGGAGCCAUCUCUUUCUUUGUCUUCUUCUUCACGCUUUUGGCUUUAGCCAGGCAGAAUGAGUAUUAUUGCCGCCUGGAUUUCCUCUGGAAAAAGAAGUUCAAGAAAGAGCGCGAGGAGAUUGAAACAAUGGAGAAUCUCAACCGCGUCUUGCUGGAGAAUGUGCUUCCGGCCCAUGUUGCUCAGCUGUUCAUUGGCCAGAACCUACGCAAUGAGGAUCUGUACCAUCAGUCUUGUGAGUGUGCCUGUGUGCUUUUCGCCUCCAUCCCUGACUUCAAAGAGUUCUACUCGGAAUCCAACGUCAACCGAGAAGGCCUGGAGUGCCUGAGACUUCUCAAUGAGAUCAUUGCUGACUUUGAUGAGCUGCUCCUGAAGCCCAAAUUUAGUGGCGUGGAGAAGAUCAAAACCAUCGGCAGCACUUACAUGGCAGCGACUGGCUUAAACAUGGCGGCUGGCCAGGACAGCCAGCAGGAUGCGGAGAGGAGCUACACCCACUUGGGAAUCAUGGUGGAGUUCGCCAUGGCUUUGGCAGCCAAGCUGGACAUCAUCAACAAGCACUCUUUCAAUAGUUUCAAGCUUCGUGUGGGGAUAAACCACGGGCCAGUUGUGGCUGGGGUGAUUGGAGCUCAGAAACCCCAAUACGAUAUAUGGGGGAACACGGUGAAUGUGGCCAGCCGGAUGGAAAGCACCGGGGUGCUGGGGAAGAUACAGGUCACAGAAGAAACAGCCAAGGCCUUGGAGACUGUGGGAUAUUCUUGUUCCCUUCGUGGGAUUAUAAAGGUGAAGGGCAAAGGUCAAUUAAGAACCUACUUUGUCUGUACAGAGACUGCUCGUUCUGGCCCGCAAGCUCCUCUGCUGAGCUGA